AAAUAAGUCCCUUAAACCAAACAUUAUAGGGACCGGUCGGACUACAAGCAUUUGUCAAUUGGAGUAUUUGGUUACCUGUGUCUUUUCCAAAUUUCAUCGUUUGUCUUUUGUCUGCUGUGACAUGUGUUAUGGCGGUGAUUAGAAUUAUGAAGUGUGGUUAGUGUUUAGUUGGAAUUAUUUUAGUCAUGUACUGUUUGUGGGAGAUUUAGUCGUCUUGUUGAUGAGUAUUUUUUUAAUCAGACCGUGUGUGAAAUAAUGCCCUUAGGUUUUACAAUAUAUGAAAAUGUUUUGUCGUUUGUACAUAUAUCGUUACCAUCAUCAGACCAUUGGCAUUAUGAAAAAUGUUGAUUUAAAAAUUCACUCUUAUUGUGGUAACAAGCCGAUAUUAUUUCUAAUUAAGAAUGCAAUAAAGUGUUCAGAUAUAUUUAUGGAUAUGCAAAGUUACAGAGGGCUUAUGUGCCAUAUAUAUCAUAGCAAUAGUUUGCAAAUGGAUUAUCUGGGAGCUUUAAAAGAGGUUCAUAAUACACUUAAUAAGUACCAUAUCAUCCCAAAUAGAACUUUAUAUCGAUAUUAUAACACAGUGAGCAUAGAAGAUAUACCUGCUGUGACAGAGUCACAAAUUAGAAAGACAUUUAAAAGUCAUGGGUUAAAUUUUGUUGAUGGUGUUACUUGUUUGGUCACUGAAUGCCCAAUGUGUGUUGCGCAACAAGGUAGAAGCCCAGUUGGAAGGAUGUACAUUAAUAAAGUUACAGGAUUCUUUUUAUGCCAUCAGUGUAGGCAUUCUGGAACCUGGGACAUUUUAGUGAGAUUUCUUGUUGAGAGGAAGAAGAAUAAAUCUUUCUCAGCCAAGGACCUUGAUAUUCUUACUAAGGAAACCACUGUAGACAAGAAGGUUGAUGCUCUUUGGAAGCAGUUACAGAAGACCACGCAGUUGUUAACUUCUCUUCCAGAUGAUGCAGUUAGAAACAUUUUAAGGAACUUCAAACUUCCAAUUGUAUCACAACGGGCAACAAUAGAACAGUUUAAUAUUCGUACAAACGAUGCAAAGUCUGUUUUGUAUAUCCCGUUGCAUAAUAUUGAAGGCCAGAGAAUGGGAUUUAAGAUUUUAAAAAUUGAUGUAGAUGGAGAAGAAACGUUCCCUGCGGUGGGAUGCGGUGGAAUCAUUUGCUUUCAUCGUGGCAAAAAUGUCAAAGAAGAGGCAGCCGUGAUUGUCGCUGGAGUGGCUGAUGCUUUAGCACUGGCUUCAUGUAAAACAAAUCUUCAGAUUGUUUGUUUGCCUCAUGGUCUAACAAGCUUGCCACAACAGAUUUUACCAUCACUGGAACGAUUUACGAAGCUUAUACUUUGGUUUGGCAAUGAUAUUGGUGCUUGGGAUGCAGCAAGGAAUUUUGCCAAGAAACUUGGAGAAAAUAGAUGUUAUUUUGUUAGACCCAUUGAAAAUCACGCUUCACCUGUAGUGGCUUUGUUAGAGAAUCAGGACUUGAAGUCAAUUAUAUCAGGUGCACAGCCAAUAUGGCACCAAGCUAUUACAACAUUUUCCAGUUUAAGGCAAGAUGUAUUAUCAGAUCUUCAAAACAAUGACAAAGUGCAAGGUGUAAAAUGGACGAGAUAUCCUGCUCUAAAUCGCAUUCUUAAAGGACAUCGCCGUGGUGAAUUUACGGUUCUCACUGGACCCACAGGCAGUGGGAAAACAACAUUCAUGAGUGAAUAUUCAUUAGAUCUAGCAAUGCAAGGUGUAAACACACUUUGGGGGAGUUUUGAAAUCCGCAAUGCCAGAUUGGCUCGUACAUUGCUCCAACAAAUGGCAGGAAUACCUUUAGAUGCCAACUUGGAUCAAUUUGAUAUGUGGGCAGAUAAAUUUGAAUGUCUUCCUCUGUAUUUUAUGACAUUCCACGGUCAGCAGUCUAUUAAAGUGGUCAUGGAGGCAGUAGAACAUGCAGCUUAUGUGCAUGACAUUGCGCACGUUAUUAUUGAUAAUGUGCAGUUUAUGAUGGGAAUCUCAGAAGAUGCUGCGCACAUUGAUAGAUUCUGGAAACAAGAUGCUAUUAUAGCAAGUUUUCGUGAAUUUGCUACCAAGAAAAAUUGUCACGUUACUUUAGUAAUACACCCUAGGAAAGAGAGAGACAUGGAAGAUCUCACUAUUAACUCCGUCUUUGGAGGUGCAAAAGCCACACAAGAGGCUGAUAAUAUUCUCAUAAUUCAGGAUAAAAGACUGACAUCUGUACGAGGGAAGAAAUAUUUGCAGGUGGCCAAGAAUCGCUACAGUGGAGACUUGGGUAUCGUGCCAUUGGAGUUUGAUAAAGGCAGUCUUAGUUAUGGACAAAAGAAAAAGAAGACCAACGAUGAAGGCAGUGUUCAGAAUCCAACAUAGCAUCUAUGAAAUGAAAAUUAACUUCUUAAUGCUUAUUAAAGUGUUGUCUCCUUGGAGAGCAUUAUGUAUUGGAGACCAUGUCAGCAGUGUCAGGGUCAAGAUAAUAUGUUGAACUCUCUUAAUAGGAUGUUAUAUUGGAAAUGACUGUGAACAACAUGUUUUAUCAUGAUUCAGGUUUGAACCUCUAUUUUAAAUUAUUCCUACCACCUCACAGAUAUGUUAAUUAAUAU
Molecule: messenger RNA, 2601 nt
Organism: Zootermopsis nevadensis
Lineage: Eukaryota; Metazoa; Arthropoda; Insecta; Blattodea; Termopsidae
Source: RefSeq, a predicted model, not a curated record